CCCGUCCCAUCCCUACACCCACACAAGCGCUCUCUCUCCCUCUUUUGUGUUCAAAGCCGAGAGCCGAAACCCUCAGCCUCUCUCUCUCUCUCUCUCUCUCUCUCUCUCUCUCUCUCUCUCUCUGCGUUUGAGAUCUAAAACCCUAGCCUCUCUCUUCCUGUUUAGAAGAUGUCAGAAGAGCUGGAGUAUCGAUGCUUCAUCGGUGGCCUUGCAUGGUCAACAUCUGAUAGAAGUCUAAGAGAAGCAUUUGAAAAGUUUGGAAAGCUCGUUGAAGCUAAGGUGGUUGUUGAUAAAUUUUCUGGACGCUCUCGUGGAUUUGGGUUUGUGACUUUUGAUGAUAAAAAAGCAAUGGAAGAGGCCAUUGAGGAAAUGAAUGGAUUGGAUUUAGAUGGACGAACUAUCACUGUUGAUAAAGCUCAGCCUCACCAAGGUGGUGGAGGUAGAGAUUUUGAUGGUGACCGUGGUGGUGACCGCGGUCGUGAUCGUGACCGUGGUCGCGACUUUGGAGGUGGACGUGGACGUGGAGGUGGAGGUGGAGGAGACUGCUUCAAGUGUGGCAAGCCAGGGCAUUUUGCCAGGGAGUGUCCAAGUGAAGGUUCAAGAGGAGGGGGUGGCAGGUAUGGUGAUAGGGAUGAUAAGUAUGGUGGCGGUGGUGGUGGUAGCGGUCGUUAUGGACCUGAUCGAAAUGGAGACCGUUCAUCUAGUGGGCGCAGCAGGGAUUCAGGUAGUCGUGGAGGUUCUGGAAGUGAUCGGUACAGUCGUGACCGCUCUGGCCCAUAUGAACGUCGGAGUACAGGUGGCUUCCGUUCUGGAUAGAACAAUUGCUUCCUAUAGUGCUUGGGAACCUGAGGAGCUGCUCAGGUGACUGUCUCUCUCUGCACUGCUUUGAAGUUUCCCCUCGCUGGAUGUGUCCUCUGAUGAUUUCUGGGUGGAUUAAUUUAGUUGGACCAGUAUUUUGAAGUGCGAAUCUUGCAUAGAUAUUCACCUGUUUUUUGUUGCUAAAUGCUCGACCGAAUGUUUGAUCCGAUGGAAUUUUAUGCUUGCUUGCAAAUGAUAUUUCAAUUUGGCCUUAUACUCUAUGAAUCCAUUGGGACUGGUGGUAGUCUGUGACUUUGAUUCAUCGGUGACUGCAAAUGCUAUGAUUGCUGUCUGUCCCUGUUGACUGUUUUGCUUGGGCACUUGAAAUAUUGGAAGGCCAUUUGGUUCCUCUUGACUGUUUUGCAUUGGCAAUUGCGAUCUGGGAAGGUCAUUCGAUGUUGGGUAUGUCGGAGGAUAGAUUGUGAGGGGUCCGCUAUUGGGAGUUUGCCUCUUGUUACUUGGAAGUAGAAGUGGUCCUAUAAGUAGAACGUCCUUUUGGCUGCCCUGUUUUCGGUAUCUUUGCUAGUAAAAUGGGAGUGAACCGGGUAAUAUUUUCUCUUGUAAGUUACUUUGACGCAUGAUAUAUUCUCGUUUGCCAUUCCUGCUAUAAUAAUGUUUUUAACCUUUUGGCAGGAUCUGGUCUUUUUUGAACCAUGAUAUGGGUUUCUGUGUUACUAUUUGGACGAGAUAGUUUUAAACCUAACUUUUUUGAAAGUCUUUUCGGCCUGAGCAAAGCCAUCUGCAAUUUAACUCAACAUAAAGUCCCUCACGUUAUACAGAGCACACCGGUGGGAGAGUUCCCUUUGGCAGGAUCUGCUCUUUUUCGUUACAUGAUUGGGAAGUUCCAUUCUUGCUGAGUUGAAUAACUGCUCGAUUGUUUUGUUCCCCGGGUCCCUGUUUUUCUGUUCCUGCCCGUGUUUUGUUUGCCGAGGCGAGGUUGCUCUGCUUCUGUCUUUGGUUCAGUUGUGAUGAAGUAGGUAUUAUUUUUGUAGAAUCAAGUUUUUGGGUUAUAUGAUUUCCUGUUCAAAGCUGCUAUGUUUCUUUUCUGGUUAAUUUUGAACCCGUUAUUGUUCCAUUUCUGCUAUGGAAUGCUGCUGCAUAGUUACGAUUACUACUUUUAAUGAAGAUAUCAUGUGGUUUAUGGCU
Molecule: messenger RNA, 2004 nt
Organism: Malus domestica (apple)
Lineage: Eukaryota; Viridiplantae; Streptophyta; Magnoliopsida; Rosales; Rosaceae
Product: glycine-rich RNA-binding protein RZ1A-like
Molecular function (GO): zinc ion binding; RNA binding
Source: RefSeq, a predicted model, not a curated record